Eimeria mitis is the source of this 969-nucleotide messenger RNA. RefSeq lists its product as uncharacterized. Bases 1 to 969 code for a protein of 322 amino acids. Lineage: Eukaryota; Apicomplexa; Conoidasida; Eucoccidiorida; Eimeriidae. The transcript has 2 exons. The record is from RefSeq and is a predicted model, not a curated record.
AUGUCAGCAUACACCCCACACCCAAAGAAGAAAACUGCAGCAGAAAGCGGCUGCCCUUUGUCUCCCCCCCCUCCUGGCGUUGAGUCGCAGCAGAAGGUUGCUGCUGCGCAGCGCUCCCCUCUCAGCAGCAACAGCAGCAGCAGCAGCAGCAGCAGCAGCAGGAGCAGCAGCAGCAGCAGCACAUGGUGGUUUGAGUCUACUUAUGGUGAAGCAGAGGAUGCCACAAGCCCCUGCUUGCUGCAGGCUGCAGCAACACGAGCUGGAGCGGCCCCCACAGACAUUCGGCAGCUGAAACAAGAAAAAGAAAAAAAAGAAAAAAAAGAAAAAAAAGAAAAAGAAAAAGAAGAAAAAAAAGAAGAAGAAGAGACAAAGUACGAGGAAGAAGAAAAAGAAGAAGAAGAGUAUGAGGGGGAUGGUCGCUGCGUCUCCGGGGCUGACCUUCAGCACCGCAUGCAGCAGCAGCAGCAGCAGCAGCAGCAGCAGCAGCAGCAGCAGGAGUUGCUGCUAGGAGAGAAAGAUGAAGAGGAGGAGAUGCAGGAGCACAGCGACACCGAAAUAGAGACAUACUCUGUCUCACCUUCAGAGGGGUUCUCCUCUCAGCAGCAACAGCAGCAGCAGCAGCAGCAGCAGCAGCAGCAGCAGAUACAGCUGCAGCAGCAGCGCAGAAAAUGCUGCCACCCCCUUCACGAUGAGACGGGGCCCCUAUCAGUGCUUCCUCUGUUUAGUGUAGUAAGUAGAACGGGGGCCUCUGGGGGCCCCCCAACCCCGAAUAUAGACUAUAAAGCCGAACAGCAGCAGCAGCAGCAGCAGCAGCAGCAGCAGCAGCAGGAGACAGAAGAAACAGAGAGGAGACAAGAAGGAAACGAAGAAGAAAUAGCGCUGCGAUUGCUGCAGCGUGGAGCUGCCUGCCCCAUAUAUAAUACGGAGCAGCAGCAGCAGCAGCAGCAGCAGCAGCAGCAGAAGAGAUAG